Molecule: messenger RNA, 1278 nt
Organism: Chlorella variabilis
Lineage: Eukaryota; Viridiplantae; Chlorophyta; Trebouxiophyceae; Chlorellales; Chlorellaceae
Exons: 12
Coding region: 1-1278 (425 amino acids)
Biological process (GO): carbohydrate metabolic process
Molecular function (GO): alpha-amylase activity; calcium ion binding
Source: RefSeq, a predicted model, not a curated record
AUGCCGCAGUCAACCGCGUGCUUCCAACCAACCCAGGCCGCUCUGGCGCCCAGACCGGCCCAGGCGCCUCGGCUGCGGCUGAAUGCAAGCUUCGGCUGGCAGUCGUGGGAGGGCGACCGCUGGUGGCGCACGAUGCGCGGCCAGGUGCCCGAGCUGGCUGCCCUGGGCAUCACGCACAUCUGGCUGCCGCCGCCCUCCGCCUCGGUCUCCACGCAAGGCUACCUGCCAGGACAGCUCUACAUGCUCAACAGCCGCUACGGCACGGGCGCCGAGCUGCGGGCGCUGUGCGCCGACCUGCUCAAGGCGGGCGUCAGGCCUGUGGCCGACAUAGUGAUCAACCACCGCUGCGCCGACGCCCAGGACGAGUCUGGCACCUGGAACAUCUACAGGGACAUGGUGCCGCACCCGGGCAAGAGCAUCGCGUGGGGCCGCUGGGCCAUCGCAGGCAGCGACAGGCAGUUCGGAGGGCAGGGAUCGCCGGACAGCGGCGAGGAUUACGGCCCCGCACCGGAUCUGGACCACACCAACCCCGAGGUGCGCGACAGCCUGGUGGACUGGCUCAACUACCUGCGCCUGUCAGUGGGCUUCGAGGGCUGGCGCUUCGACUUUGUCAAGGCGAGCUCGGGCGAGUAUGUGGAGCGCACGGUGGGGCCCGACGCCUUCUGCGUGGGCGAGCUGUUCCUGGACCUCAAGUGGAGCAACUCCUUCCUGGAGUACGGCCAGGAGGCGGCCCGCGGGCAGUUCCAGGACUGGCUGCGCGCCGCGCGGCACUGCUGCCUCUUUGACUUCCUCACCAAGGGCCAGCUGCAGGAGGCGGCCAAGCACCACGAGUACGACCGGCUGCGGGACGGGCAGGGGCGCGCCCCCGGCCUGCUGGGCGCCCGCCCCGAGCACUCCGUCACCUUUGUGGACAACCACGACACCGGCAGCAGCCAGCAGCACUGGCCCUUCCCGCGUGGCUUCCUGGGACUGGGGUAUGCCUACAUACUCACGCACCCGGGCAUGCCCUGCAUCUUCCACGAGCACCUGCAGGACAGCGGGCUGCGACAGGCAAUCACAGAGCUGGUGGCGCUGCGCAAGCGGGCGGGCAUCCGGUCUGACUCCAAGCUGGAGAUCCUGUGCGCCGAGCGCGACAUCUAUGUGGCGCGCUGCAAUGGCAACGUGGUGCUGAAGCUGGGCCCGCGCUUCGAUAUGGGCGGGCUGGUGCCCAAGGCGGCCGAGGGGUGGCGCCUGGUGCAGUCGGGGAACGACUAUGCUGUUUGGGAGAAGGCCGCCUGA